Molecule: messenger RNA, 1588 nt
Organism: Paramuricea clavata
Lineage: Eukaryota; Metazoa; Cnidaria; Anthozoa; Malacalcyonacea; Plexauridae
Source: the annotation of a GenBank genome assembly
AUGGCGCAUGCGUACAAAAAAAACGAACACGAGAAAGUAUUGUACGAGAGGGGAUUUAUGUGUUUAUGUUGUGUUUUAUGUAAUAAAUUUGUACAAAACCAGUGCAUGAAGUGAGUCUUUUGAAUCUAAGAAUAACUCAAUAUAAAGGAAACAAUUCUACAUAUCGAACAUGGUCCUUCGAAGCCGGAUGAGAGCAGAUUUAUAAUGCGAAUAUAAAACACUGUUGGAAUUUGAAAUCUAAAACACGACGAAAACCCUCGACUGGUAAGUUGAUUUAUCAGUAUUCUUUUGAAAUUGAAACUCAUAUUAAAACUCUCAUUACGAUGACUGAAGCCCAAGAGUUGGGUGGAAUGAAAAGAGUCCAAAAUGGCCACAGAACAUCAACAAAACGAACAAUUUCUGCAGCGAAUGAUCUCUUGACAAGUGUGAUGAUAAAUCUAAACUAGCACCUCAUGUUGUGAAGCUUACACUUUAUAAGAAAACACUCGAAGAUAAACUAGUUGUAUUUCAACAACAAGACAAUGCUAUUCUGGAACUAGGUGGUGAUGAUGUAGAACUUGAAAUUGAACAAGCAGAUAUUCUAAGGGAAAAUAUGCAAUCCACAAUUCUUGAAAUUGAAAAUACUUCAACUGAAAUUACACAGUCGAAUGAAUCUGCUAACAUUGUUAUUGAAAAUAGCCCUACCCCACCGACACCACAAAACAGCUCUACCCCACCGACACCACAAAACAACCAGACUGAAACAGUAUUGGCCAUGGCGGGUUUCGAGGAAAUGCAAAGCCCUGGCUCCCCAAGUCAGAGUGGAAUUACAACUCAGUCAAGCCAUCAAAUGAACCAAUAAUCCUCUGUUAAACUGCCAAAGUUAAACCUGAAGAAAUUUCGGGGUGAUAUAACAACCUGGUCUACAUUCUGGGACACCUUUGAAUCUGUGAUUGAUAAGAAUCCCUCCUUGUCAGAUAUUGACAAAUUUAAUUAUCUCAAUUCCAAUUCACUCCUUGAGAAUACAGCGGCUGAUGCAAUAUCGGGACUAACGUUAACAUCUGGGAACUAUAAUGAAGCAAUUAUCAUACUUAAGAAAAGAUUUGGGAAUAAGCAAUUGGCAAUAAACAAGCAUAUGGAUAUCCUUCUCAAUCUGGAUCCAGUUACAUCAGUUCAAAACUUGAAGGAGCUUAGAUCAUUGUAUGACACAGUCGAGUCGCACAUUAGGGCCCUCAAGUCCCUUGAUAUACCAUCACAAUUAUACGGUAAUCUUUUAUGUUCCAUGCUUAUGAACAAGCUCCCACAAGACUUGCGUAUACUGAUCAAUCGUGACAUAAAGAAUGAUAACUGGGAUCUUGACCGAUUACUGGAAUUGCUUGAGGCCGAAGUAGAAGCAAGAGAAAGAGCAACCAGCAACAGUAGCGCAGGCAGUAGUAACUUGCAUCGUAACCCGCACCCAAGUUACAAGGAAGAUAACUACCGUCUGGCGCAGUCUUACAGACGGGGGGCCCCACAAUCAGUUGUACUUAUUGCCAAGGUCCACACACCUCUAAUAGUUGUCAAACUGUCUCAAAUGUCACAUCCCGAAAGGACAUUUUACGAAAAGGCG